This is a messenger RNA of Dermatophagoides pteronyssinus (European house dust mite), 4044 nucleotides long. RefSeq names its product lysosomal cholesterol signaling protein-like. Lineage: Eukaryota; Metazoa; Arthropoda; Arachnida; Sarcoptiformes; Pyroglyphidae. The record is from RefSeq and is a predicted model, not a curated record. Gene Ontology annotation, cellular component: membrane. Gene Ontology annotation, biological process: transmembrane transport; negative regulation of BMP signaling pathway; intracellular signal transduction.
AUGUCUUUCUCUGCAAUGAGAUAUGUGUGUGUGUGUUAUAUUUCUUUUUUUUCGGGUUCGUUUAUUGAAUGUCAAUUUGUGAAUGGAAUUUCAUUAAAUUCAUAUUUUUGACAUUCCAUAAAUUCCAAGAGAAAAAUUUUGUUUUUUGGGCCCCCUUUUCGUUUAUUUGAAAAUUUGUUGAAUGACAACAUAGGUCAACGAAAAAUUAUUAUUAUUUUUUCAAUGAAUUCAACGAUAAUGAUUAUGGAGCCAACGAUGGUUACUAAUCCUAAUCCAAAUACAUUUGGUAUUGAAGAUGUUGUUGCUGUUAAUCUUGAAUGUUUUGGUCUUAUUAUACUUGGAUAUUUUGCCAGAAAAUUUCACCUUAUUGAACCGGGACAAACAGCCGGAUUGAAUGUAUUUUUAUCAUAUUAUGCAUUACCAGCAUUGGUAUUUUUAGCCAUUUCAACAAUAUCGUUGACCGAUGUUAAUGGAACAUUUGUUCAAGAUAUUUUCAUAUCGAAAACAUUGAUUUUUUUGGCUGUAGCUAUUGUAACAUUUAUUUUAUCAUAUAAAUCAAUGAAUCUAACUGAUGCUAUUCGUCGUUCAGCAAUGUUUGCAAUGUUUACAACACAAAGUAAUGAUUUUGCACUUGGUUAUCCAAUUCUUCAAUCAUUAUAUGGUCAAACGAAAACAUCAUUCACCGAUUAUCUUUAUAUUUUGGCACCAAUUCAAUUACUUAUACUAAAUCCUAUUGCAUUAUUUUCAAUUGAAAUUAGUCAAAUUCUGGAUGAACAACAACAACCAUCAUCAUCAAACAAUGAUCGAAGAUAUCUAAAAUAUAUUCAUACUUUGAAACGAAUUUUGAAAAGAAUUUUCAUCAAUCCAAUAAUUUUAUCAACAAUAUUGGGUAUUAUUGUCAAUUUGAUUACCGCGAAUGAAAUGCCAAAAGUUUUUAUACCAUUUUUGAAAAGUUUAUCACAGUCAUUUUCUCCAAUUGCAUUGUUUUUACUUGGUCUGAAUAUUAAUAUUGGUAAUGGUGGUCAUCAAAAACAUCGUUCAUUAAAAUUAUUUUCACAACCAUUAUUAAUAACAUUUAUAUUGGUCGCUAUCAAAUUGUUAAUAAUGCCAUUAUUGAAUCGAUCGAUUGUACAACAUGUUCCAUUAUUGUUUGGUCAUUAUCACCAUCAACAAGUAUUGAAUGAAACAUUUUCUGAAUUUGCAUUUCUUUAUGGAACAUUUCCAGCUGCACCAACCGUAUAUAUUUUAUCCAAUAUUUAUAAUAUUGAAACAUUAAUAAUUUCAGCCGGUUUAGUAAUAUCAACAUUAUUAUCGGCACCUAUAAUUUUUGUUUCAACAAAUAUGAUUAGAUUUUCUAAACAAAUUGAUUAUAAUCAAUUGAAUAAUGAUUUGAUGCAAACUAUAUUUGCAGCAAGUAUUAUUAGUUUGAUUGGUUCAUUAUUAUUAUUAUAUAAUUUUUAUCUAACAUUUCGUUUACGAUCAAUUAUUCAUCGUUGGUCAUUUAAAUUACUUAUUGGUCAUAUAAUGAUUAUUUUGGCUGGAAUUUUAUUUCGUUUCAAUAUUGUCCAUAAUGAAGAUAUGAUGAUGCCAAUAACAACAACAACGACAAUAUCUGUCUUUCAAUAUUUUCUAUUUCAAAUUGGUUUUUUUAUAAUGAAAUUAUCAUUAAUAUUUUUAUCAAUAUUAUUAGUUUUUCUUUAUGCAAAAAGUUUAUGUUUUGUAAUCAAAAUAUCCAGAAUGUUUACAAUGAUAAUGUUAAUUAUUCUGCCCAUUUUUAUUGUUAUGAUAACUAUUACUUUUGGUAAAACAAAAAAUAUUGCCGAUCCUAAUGAUGGUUAUCUAAUUAAUCUUUAUUAUGGAAUUAAUCGUGGCCAUUUAUUCCUGUCAUGUAUAAUGUCAUUUUUAACCAUUUUAACAGCAUUAAUAUCAUUUAUAUUGAUUCAUCAUUUUAAAAAUAUUGUUCAACAUGAACGACAACAAUUAAUUGAUGAUAAUAAUGUUGUGGAUAAUGACACUAUGGCUAAUGUUGAUGAUCAAUCAAAUCCAAUAAUGAUUCGACCACCACCUAGUAGAUUGGCUAAUCAACAACAACAACAAUCAUCAUCAUCGUUUGAUGUUGAAGAUUUAUAUCAGAAUUUAGUUGGAACAAGUCGUACAAAUCUUAUGAUAAACAAUGAUAAUGAUGAUGAUGAUGAUGAUUUUUAUAAAGAACGUUGUAAUAUGAAUUGUCAUUCACAAUGUACAAAUCAUCAACAACAACAAACUUUGACACAAAAUUCUUCAACAACGAAAAAAGAUUGUACCGAUUAUUUAAUCAAAUAUAAACAACAAAUUGAAAUGGCCAUUGAAGCUAAUGAACAUGAACGAAAUGAUGAUCAUGAUUCGUUGCCAUUUUUUAGUGAAUUUCAUCAAAUACAACAGCAUUUAUAUUUAGUAAUGUUAUCAUUAUUAAUAAUUAUUAUACAUUCAAGUAUUGAAACAAGUCAUUUGAUUGCUGAUAAACCAAAUGGAAUAUUGAUUGAAAUGAAAUUUUUAGAUAUUUUAUUUGUAUUUUUACAUGGUUUUAUAAUGUUUAUAUUGUUUGGUUUGGAUGCUGAAAUUAUUUUGACAAAAUUUCAUUCCAUUUGUAAAAUGGUUUUUGGUUCAAGUCAAUCAUUACAAGAAAUUUAUCUUCCACCAAUGGAAAAUCUUAAUCGUGAUGCAAAAGAAUUUUGUCGCCGUUUUUGUCGUGAUUAUCGUGAACAAUGUAUCAAAGAUAUUACAUUUCGUCUUUCAAAUGGUCAUAAUAAUACUGAUGAUAAUGAUUCAAGACAAAAAUUAUAUUUCUGUGGUCGACAAUUAGUUGAUUGGUUAAUGACAGAACGAUUGGUUCAAGAACGUUCCGAAGCUAUUGAUCGUUGUCAUCAACUUUUAUAUGGACGUGUUAUUGAUAGUCGUAAUAAUAAACCAUUAGAUCUUGGUCUUUCAUUACGUUUGGCAAAUGUUUCAUUGAAUAGUGAAUUGUAUUUGAAAUUUGAUCCGGAAAAAUCUCAACAAAAAAAUCUAACAAUUUUAAUACAAUAUUCGGAUAAAUUAAGAAAAAUUGGUGAAUUUCAACCCGAUCAAACAUUAUGGCAAUUUGAUGGUCGUACUGUUUUGGAACAAACCCGUUUAAAAACAUUAGGUCUUCAAGGACGAGUUAGUUUACGUUUGAAUUGUCGACCAGCUAGUGAUGUUCAACCUAGACAAAAAUUUGUUGAAAAUAUUCAAUUUAAAAAAAUUGAUAAAGAAGAAGAUAUUGUUAAAGUUGUUGCUGUUGAUGAUGUGAAAUUACCACCACAACAACAUUCUUUGCCGCUAUCUAAUGAACAACCGAAAACGACAGACGAAGAAGACAAAAAGUCAAUUCCGGAUCCAAUUAUACCUGUAGAAUCCAGUAAAAAACAUAAGCUUAACGAAUUGGAAAAGGAAAAAGAAAAUCCAAUAGCAUCACCAACGAUUGAUAAUAAAAAAUUGGAAAUCAAUUUUUUGCCAAAUGGUGAAAACGAUGAACUACUUUAUUCAUUGGAUGAACAAAUUGAUUUUGUUGAAGAAGAUUUACCGCCAGAAUUUUUUGAACAUACUGCCAGUGAUCUAAAACAUUUAUUGGCCGAAUUACGACGACAACGAUCAAAUGAUGAUCAAGCAUUGGAAACAAAACAAUUACGCGCAAAUCGUGAACAACAAAAACGUCAACAAUUCAAACAGACAAUUUUACGAAUCAUUUUUCCAUAUGAUCGAUUGGUUAUGCAAGCUAUUUUCAAACCAAAUGAUUCUAUUGAAUUGAUAGCCAAAGUAAUUGAUAAAUAUAUUCAUCAUCAUUCGAAUAUUAAUUUAUUUGUUGCACCACCUAAAACAAUAUUGGAUCGACAAUCAAAUUUAUUUGAUUUAAAAUUAGUUCCAUGUGGUAUUAUCUAUUGUACACCUUUGAAUGAUAAACAACCAUUGAUUCGUGAUGAAUUUCGAAAUUGUUUGACAACAUUCUCGAAUGUAGUCAUUCAUGCUUUGAAUAAAAUGAAAAAAGAU